CAGACUCCUCCCCCUCGGAGGGACCUCGCAUUGAAAUGCUGCAAAUGACUGGGCCCCGCGUGCAGUCGCCGCCGGGCUGUGCGAAGCCCGAGGUUGCCGCGCGGACACUGCGAACAGGGGCCGGCAGCCGGGGCCGGGCGCCGCGGAGAGCAUGAGGCUGUGCUGGCUGCCCGUCCUGCUCCUCGCCGCGGAGAUGCCUGCAGUGGAAGGCAAUUGUGAGAGAAAUGAGUUCCAGUGCCAAGAUGGGAAAUGCAUCGCCUACAAGUGGGUUUGUGAUGGGAGGGCCGAGUGCCAGGACCAGUCUGAUGAAUCCCAGGAGACAUGUAAGUCUGUCACCUGUAAGGUGGAGGACUUCAGCUGUGGGGGUCGUGUCAACCGUUGUAUUCCUGAGUUCUGGAGAUGUGACGGCCAGAUAGACUGCGAGAAUGGCUCGGACGAGCAAGGCUGUUCUAUGGCCACGUGCCGGCCUGACGAGUUCCAGUGCUUUGACGGGACCUGCAUCCACGGCAGCCAGCAGUGUGACAGGGAGCAUGACUGUAAGGACAUGAGUGACGAGCUUGGCUGCAUCAAUGUGACUCUGUGCGAGGGCCCCAACAAGUUCAAGUGCCACAGUGGCGAAUGCAUCACCAUGGACAAAGUGUGCAACUCGGUCCGGGACUGCCGGGACUGGUCCGAUGAGCCCCUCAAGGAGUGUGAGACCAACGAGUGCCUAACCAACAAGGGUGGCUGCUCCCACCUCUGCAAAGACCUCAAGAUUGGCUACGAGUGCUUGUGUCCUGAGGGCUUCCGGCUGGCGGACCAGCGAAGAUGCGAAGAUAUCGACGAGUGUGAGGACCCCGACACCUGCAGCCAGCUCUGUGUGAACUCCGUGGGCAGCUACCAGUGCAAGUGUGAAGAGGGCUUCCGGCUGGACCCCUUCACCAAGGCCUGCAAGGCUGUGGACACCAUCGCCUACCUCUUCUUCACCAACCGCCACGAGGUGAGGAAGAUGACGCUGGACCGCAGCGAAUACACCAGCCUCAUCCCCAACCUGAAGAACGCGGUCGCACUGGACGUGGAAGUGCACGCCAGCAGAGUCUACUGGUCCGACUUGUCCCAAAGGAAGAUCUACAGCACCCAGAUCCACAGAGAGUCCAACUCCUCCUAUGACACCAUCAUCGACAAGGGCCUGCAGGCCCCCGACGGGCUGGCCGUGGACUGGAUCCACGGCAACCUCUACUGGACGGACUCCAUGCUGGGCACCGUCUCUGUGGCCGACACCAAGGGCGUGAAGAGAAAGACCCUCUUCAAGGAGAAAGGCUCCAAGCCGAGGGCCAUUGUGGUGGAUCCCCGUCACGGCUUCAUGUACUGGACGGAUUGGGGGACCCCUGCCAAGAUCAAGAAGGGGGGCCUGAAUGGCGUGGACAUUCACUCACUGGUGACAGAGGACAUCCAGUGGCCCAAUGGCAUCACCCUGGAUCUUUCCAGCGACCGCCUCUACUGGGUCGACUCGAAGCUCCACUCCAUCUCCAGCAUCGACCUCACUGGGGGGCACCGGAAGACAAUUUUGGAGGACAAGAAGCGGCUGGCGCACCCCUUCUCCUUGGCCAUCUUUGAGGAUAAAGUAUUUUGGACGGAUAUCAUCAACGAAGCCAUUUACAGUGCCAACCGCCAUACGGGGUCCGACAUUAGUCUGAUGGCAGAAAACCUGCUGUCCCCGGAGGACAUUGUCCUUUCCCACCGCCUCACACAGCCGAAAGGGAUAAACUGGUGUGAGACAACUUUCUACUCCUACGGCGGCUGCCAGUACCUGUGUCUCCCGGCCCCACAGAUCAAUUCCUACUCACCCAAGUUCACCUGUGCCUGCCCUGAUGGCAUGUUGCUGGCCGAGGACAGGAGGAGGUGCCGCCCAGAACCUGUAGUGACCACCCGGGGACCCAACAUGACUCGCUCCACUGUGACCACUCCUGAGCUCACCACCGCCAAGAUGGUGACGAAGGCCCCCCCGCAAGCCUCGGAGGACAUUCCCAUCAAAGAGGACAAGACGGAGAGGCCCCGGGGCGUGGGCUGGCUCUACAUUGUCCUCCCCAUCGUGCUGCUCACCCUCCUGUGCUUCGGGGCCUUCCUCCUCUGGAAGAACUGGCGGCUGAAGAGCAUCAACAGCAUCAACUUUGACAACCCCGUGUACCAGAAGACCACGGAGGACGAGGUGCACAUCUGCCACAGCCAGGACGGCUACACCUACCCCUCGAGACAGAUGGUCAGGAUGGAGGAUGACAUGGCAUAAGCCGCUGCCUCCAGUCCUGCCUCUCCCAGAACCUGCUGCUGGUCAAGGGCAGGAAGAACACUUUCUCCCCAAACCCUUGACCUUUCCAAAACCCUUCUUCAGACCUCCGGCACCCGCCCGUUCCGUUCAGAGAAAGAAGCGGCCAAAGCCCUGCUGGCAGCUGCCCCCGACGCUGGCAGCCACGGGCCUGUCUGCCAGAGCUUUGUUUUAUAUAUUUAUUCGUCUGGGAGGCAGGCGACAGAGCACACGGAAUGGGUUUGGGUUGAAAUAUUUUUCUUGACCUUUUCUCCUCGAUUGGCUCCUCACCUGAGGAACGAACGGACAGAGGGACACCAAGCAAGAGAAAGCAAGCGGCUUUGAAUCGAGAGCAGGUGAUGCCCACAGGGUCCCAGGCAGCUGCCAAGCCUUAACCUCAGGAGUAAAUGUGUUUACCUCUGCCUCGCCAGCCUCGGUGGACGCCAGAGUCGGCUUCUGCUCUGCCUCCCCCGUCCCCCCACCCCCAUCAGGAUGAAAUCCGUUUCCUACGCCGAGUCUGUGCCCUCUCCUUCAGCCGGAAAGGGACUCUGGCGCUGGCGUGGACAUGGCGGAAUCCAGCACACCGGGGCGGCCAACGGAGCCCAUUCAUUCAACAAAACCACAACAGUCCCCCAGGGAAAGCCUGAGCACCCUUUGCCCUUAAUAUUUAUCGAGUGCCCGCGAUCCCCGGGCACCUUGUGUGUGAGGAUAAGUGCCCUCCGACCUCUAGCAGUGUCCUUCAGCCCAGCCGUGCCCCCGCCCCAGCCCCUCCACGUGCCCGUGCACUUUUCCCAUUCAGGUUUGUACAUCUGUAAAGACUACAAUUCCUUAUUUUGCACUGUUUUCUGGUCCGACGAGGAUGGGCUCCCAGGUCGGAGAGGACCCGGGAGCGGGGAGGGGAUGCGGUGCCGUCUUGUGGCCUUUCUCCCAGCGCUUCAAAGCCGAGAGGUGAUCAACUGGCCAAUGUUCCCACCUCUAUGCACCUGUCCCUGAGCCAUUCCCCUCCCCGACAGGACAGUAGUCACGGAUGGGUGUUCCAGCCCUGAGACGGGGGGAGGGGGUCAUCAUAUGGGGCUUAUG
Myotis davidii is the source of this 3361-nucleotide messenger RNA. RefSeq names its product low density lipoprotein receptor (gene LDLR). Lineage: Eukaryota; Metazoa; Chordata; Mammalia; Chiroptera; Vespertilionidae. The transcript is spliced from 17 exons. The record is from RefSeq and is a predicted model, not a curated record. Gene Ontology annotation, molecular function: protein binding; calcium ion binding. Bases 152 to 2266 code for a protein of 704 amino acids.